Molecule: messenger RNA, 390 nt
Organism: Penicillium angulare
Lineage: Eukaryota; Fungi; Ascomycota; Eurotiomycetes; Eurotiales; Aspergillaceae
Exons: 2
Coding region: 1-390 (129 amino acids)
Source: RefSeq, a predicted model, not a curated record
AUGACAUGGCUUUUCUUUGUGUUCUCUAGUGGUGGCAGCCACUCUUUCCGCCUUUUACAGAAGAACUCCCUCUGCGGUGCCCACCCCUCCGCACUGGGGCCUAAAUCCAUCGUCCCCAUAGGGAUGAUGACGGCGUCCUCGAACAUAGGGUUAGUGACGAACAUAGACGAGCCGCAAUUCGAACAGAACGAGCGUGCGAGCGUGUUCCCCGUGUCUGUUGCGCUGUCCUCGUUUGUGGUAGAAGCUAUUCGCCAUAAAGCUAGCUCCCGUCGAUUUGCGACAGUUAUUGCAGUGGCAGAGGACGGUAGUUUUAGGGACUCCGGUGACUUCGUAGCGGAUCUUUUGACAAAGACAGCUGCCAGUGAUGGUGACGGAGGACAUGUUGUUUAG